This is a messenger RNA of Eremothecium gossypii ATCC 10895, 1341 nucleotides long. It is a transcript of the gene GPC1, whose product is annotated as glycerophosphocholine acyltransferase. The record is from RefSeq and is marked provisional. NCBI's taxonomy places the organism in Eukaryota, Fungi, Ascomycota, Saccharomycetes, Saccharomycetales, Saccharomycetaceae. Gene Ontology annotation, biological process: phosphatidylcholine biosynthetic process. The transcript has a single exon. The coding region runs from base 1 to 1341 and encodes 446 amino acids.
AUGAACAAGGAGAAGACUGUAUCCUUUGCGCCACUUCAGCUACGGACUGGAGCUUUGCCGAUGAUGGUAGUCGAUAAUGGCAUGCAACGUGGGAUGUCGGGGUCCUGGUAUGCCGCGCUGAGCAAUUUCGUGGAGCUGCUGGACCCAAUAGCGUCUCAGGUGCAUGCGUACCGGCGUCCAUCGAACGAGAAGAUCAAGACUCAGGACCGGGACAAGCGGCUACACUUUCGGCACCGGUUCAAUAGGUCGCGGGGCGACCUGACGCCGCAGCUGGAGGCGUUCAAGCGCAAAACGCUACAGAAGAUCCUGGCGAUGGACAAGCCGCUGCAGUCGAUCUUCUUCCACAACAGCUCUGCACUGGAUAAGGCAUUCUACACGUUCACGCUGGGAAACAUUUUUGCGAUUGGGUUCAUGCUGGGCAAGUUUCCGGAGCUGUUCCACGUGUACUACACGUUGACGCUUACUGUGCUGAUGUUUGGGCGCUUCUACACAUACUACAAAACGAACAACCACUACUUUCUGGCGGAUCUCUGCUACUUCGUGAACGGGCUGUGCCUGAUCUACAUAUGGGUGCUGCCCCAGUCGGUACAUCUGUACCAGACCUGCUUUGCGUUUUCGUUUGGGACGCUGUCUUUUGCGGUGAUCACUUGGCGCAACUCGCUGGUCAUCCACUCGCUGGACAAGAUCACAUCGUGUUUCAUCCACAUCAGCCCGCCGUUGACGAUGUAUGCGAUACGCCACCUUGUGGACGAGAGCCACAAGGUGCGGCGGUUCCCCGCCGCGUCAAAGGCCAUGUCGCCGUCCUGGAUCCUGACCACCAACGUGCUGUACACCUCUGUCUACUACCUGAUAUGGCAGUCGCUGUACCACUACUUUAUCACCCUCAGGAAGCAAGAAAAGAUAAAGGCAGGAGAGAGGAUGACUAGCUUUGAAUACCUGACCACUCACAACUUCAAGGACUUGUGGGUUCUCAAGCUGCCUGCCCCUUGGCCGAUGGUCCUCUAUACGCUCUUCCAAUACCUUUACCAACUCUCAACUAUGAUCCUCUGCGUGCUCUGGUUCAAGUACAAGUAUGCUGCAAGUAUGUUUUUGGGAAUGAUCUUCCUAAUUGCUAGUAGAAAUGGAGCCAGCUAUUACAUUGACUACUAUGGCAAACGGUUUGAGAAGGAGGUACGACAGUUAAAGACCGAAGUGGAAUCGCUGACUCAGCAGUUGACUGAGAAGUACCCAGCAGUGACACCUGGCUCCGAGGCGUUUGAGGACAGCGAUUUGCCCGCCGAUGUCUCCUCAGACACCGAGGGCUCAUGCUGGGAGACUGAUGUGCUGGCUGACGCCGAAUGA